CACAGAAAUCUCAAGAUAACACACACCCACAAACACACACCCACAAACACACACACACAUAAUCUUGAAUCUUUCUCUAUGCAAAAUCUUUUUGAACCCACCCCUUAAUCCACCAUAACCCUCAAUGGUCUCCUUACUCCACCACUCAAUCACCCACCCCACCCCACCCCUCUUCACCCACCCCCACCACCACCACCACCGUCCACCACCACCACUCUUCAAACUCCACCACCACCACCACCGCCCCACCGGUUCAAUCAUAACCUGCAUAGAAAAGAACGGUUCUUUCACCUCAAACACCAAUAAAAACACUCAAAGAACCUUAUUCCCAGGUGGGUACAAGAGGCCAGAGAUCAAGAUCCCCAAUGUUGUCCUGCAACUGAACCCUGAACAAGUUCUUGAUGGUGGGAAGAUGGUUCUUGAUGUUGUUGAUCAGGCUGUUUCUGGGGUUGUUGGUGUGGUUGUGUUGAAUUGUGGUGAUGGGAAUGGGAGGGUGCUUUAUGAUGCUGCUUGUUUGUUGAAAUCUGUUGUUAGAGACAGGGCUUAUUUGUUGGUUUCUGAAAGGGUUGAUGUUGCCACUGCUGUUAAUGCUAGUGGUGUUGUUGUUUCUGAUCAAGGUUUACCUGCCAUUGUUGCAAGAAAUACAAUCAUGGAUUCAAAAUCCGACUCUGUAUUUCUUCCACUAAUCGGAAGAAAAGUGCAAACGUCAGACGUUGCGAUGAACGGCUCUAGUUUCGAAGGUGCUGAUUUUCUAAUCUACGAGAACAAAAACGAACAACUCACAGAGGAACCGUUAAUUUCCGCAAUCAAUCAAAUUAAAAUUCCAGUAUUUGUGUCUGUUGAUUCAAUUAACGAAGAUAAAUUAUUCAAUGAGAUGUCAUACGCACUACAAUCUGGAGCAAGUGGUUUAGUUGUUUCGUUGGAAGGGUUGAAGUUGUUGGGCAAUGAUGGGUUGAACAAGAUAUAUAGCAUGCAUGCAUCUGAUAAGAAAACGGAAGCUUUUGAUAGCGGGUUGGAGUUUGACCGGUCAAACGGGUUUCCAACUGAAAAGGGGUUUGCGGGUUUUGUCAAUUUGGUGGAUCGAGAAAGGGAGUUGAUACAAACCGAGAGGUCGUUACUGCUUGAAACAAUUGAUGUUAUUCAGAGAGCUUCGCCUCUGAUGGAGGAAAUUUCACUUCUCAAUGAUGCAGUUUCACACCUGAGUGAACCGUUCUUAUUGGUUAUAGUGGGUGAAUUUAAUUCUGGAAAAUCCACUUUCAUAAACGCUCUUCUUGGGAGAAAAUACCUUAAAGAUGGAGUUAUUCCUACAACAAACGAGAUAACUUUCUUACGGUAUUCCGAGCUUGAUUCUGAUGAGCAACAACGUUGUGAAAGGCAUCCAGAUGGCCAGUAUAUAUGUUAUAUAUCUGCACCAAUACUUGAGCACAUGAUCAUUGUUGAUACACCAGGAACCAAUGUGAUUCUUCAACGACAACAACGUUUGACUGAAGAGUUUGUGCCCCGUGCAGAUUUGCUCCUUUUUGUUAUUUCUGCAGAUCGCCCGUUGACCGAAAGUGAGGUUGCCUUUUUGCGUUACACACAACAAUGGAAGAAAAAAGUCGUGUUUGUACUGAAUAAAUCGGAUAUAUACCAAACUCCUACCGAGCUUGAGGAAGCAAUUGGAUUUAUCAAAGAGAACACACAGAAGCUCUUACAGAACGAAGUAAUAUUAUUUCCGGUAUCUGCCCGAUCUGCCCUCAAAAGAAAACUGAACGUAUCCAAUGACGAAUUGGCGGGGAACACCGAUUCUUUUUGGGAAACAACGAGCUUUUACGACCUUGAGAAGUAUUUGUACAGCUUUUUAGAUAGGUCCACAAGUACCGGAACCGAAAGAAUGAAACUUAAACUCGAAACACCGAUCGCAAUUGCCGAACAAUUGCUUUCUGCUUCUCAAAAUCUCGUGGAACAAGAUUUCCAACGGGCCAAAAAGGAUUUGAUUUCGAUAAAAGAGCUAAUAAGUAGUGUUAAAGAUUAUAAAUCGAAGAUGGAAACUGAAAGCAUAUCUUGGAAGAAACGAACUAUGUCCCUGGUAGAAAAAACACAAUCGCAGAUUGUGGAUCUUAUUGUUUCAACUCUGCGGUUAUCGAAUCUUGAUAUUGUGGUGUCGUAUGUCUUUAGAGGGAAUAAAUCCCCGAUGCCUGCGGUUGCAAGUGUUCGAAACGAUGUCCUUGGUCCAGCAUUAUUAGAAUCACAAAGAUUACUCAAGGAAUAUGUGGCGUGGCUUCAAUCAAAUAAUGCGCGUGAAGUAAAACUUUACGAGGAAACUUUCGAGAAAAAAUGGGCUUCGAUUGUGGACCCUAGCAACCGGUUUAUGUCAUCUGAAACACGUAAGUUGGUUGAGAAAGAAAAUGAAUUCAGUAUCAAAGUAGUAGAGGACUUCAGUGCCGCUGCUGCUUCCAAGCUAUUUGACCAAGAAAUUCGUGAAGUGUUCUUGGGGACCUUUGGUGGAAUAGGAACCGCCAGUUUAUUAGCUUCACUUCUGACAUCGGUGCUACCAACAACUUUAGAAGAUCUUCUUGCACUUGGGCUUUGCUCUGCUGGCGGAUACAUAGCGAUUGCAAAUUUUCCGGCUCGUAGACAAAAAGUGGUUGAUAAAGUAAAAAGGACUGCUGAUAAUUUAGCGCGUAAACUUGAAGAAGCAAUGCAAAAAGAUCUAUUAGAGACGACCGAAAGUCUAGAAAAUUAUGUUCGGUUUGUGGGCAAGCCUUAUCAGGAAGUGGCCCAAAGCAGAUUAGAUGAACUUGUGAUGAUUAAAGAUGAACUGACAAAAAUGGAGGAAAGAAUAAAAGCAUUACAGAUUGAUGUUCAGAAUCUCCAUGUGUCAUCUUAAUAGGUUGAAAGUAUAGUACCUAUAUGAAGAACAUUUAUGUGUUCUUGAAUGGUGAAGUGCGUGUCGAAAAUGUAUUUGUAGAUCAACAUCUUGUAUGUUGUAUAAUCACCUAUUGUGUAAUUUUGGUAUAGGUAAUAAUUUUGAUUGAUUUUUACAAGUAAAAUUGGAAGUGUGUAUAAGUAUAUUUUAAGAUGUUACGCGUAUGAUUAAAGCGCGUGUUCUUGUA
Messenger RNA from Helianthus annuus (common sunflower), 3095 nucleotides. RefSeq names its product probable transmembrane GTPase FZO-like, chloroplastic. Gene Ontology annotation, cellular component: chloroplast membrane. The record is from RefSeq and is a predicted model, not a curated record. Gene Ontology annotation, molecular function: GTP binding. NCBI's taxonomy places the organism in Eukaryota, Viridiplantae, Streptophyta, Magnoliopsida, Asterales, Asteraceae. Gene Ontology annotation, biological process: thylakoid membrane organization. The transcript is spliced from 10 exons. Bases 125 to 2869 code for a protein of 914 amino acids.